Molecule: messenger RNA, 2022 nt
Organism: Cyclopterus lumpus (lumpfish)
Lineage: Eukaryota; Metazoa; Chordata; Actinopteri; Perciformes; Cyclopteridae
Product: CCN family member 1-like
Exons: 6
Coding region: 132-1253 (373 amino acids)
Biological process (GO): signal transduction
Cellular component (GO): extracellular region
Molecular function (GO): protein binding
Source: RefSeq, a predicted model, not a curated record
ACAAGGACCACGGUCCAUAAACGACUGAGACUCAGUGUGAAGCUACUUAGGACUCACAGCCGUUCUCUGGAUUGUAGCUUGAAGAUAUUGUUUUUAUUUUUAUUUUCCCCUCAAAGCGUCACAGGCUAAUCAUGGCAUUUCUGAUCUACCUGACAGUACUGACAACAGCAGUCAUCACACAGGUGACUGCUAGCUGCCCGGCCAUGUGCGACUGCCCUGACGAGCCCCUGGUCUGCCCCCCAGGAGUCAGCGCCGUGCCGGACGGAUGUGGGUGCUGCAAGGUGUGUGCGGCACAGCUCAACCAGGACUGCAGCCCCGUGAGGCCUUGCGACCACCACAAAGGGCUGGAGUGUAAUUAUGGCAACGAUGUGACCAUGGCCUGGGGCAUCUGUCGAGCUAAAUCGGAGGGACGCACAUGCGAGUACAACGGCAGGAUCUACCAGAACGGCGAGAGCUUCCGUGCCGGCUGUAAACACCAGUGUACCUGCAUCGAUGGCGCCGUCGGCUGCGCUCCCCUCUGCACCAACAAGCUGCCACCGGCCUCGGCCUCCUGCCCCUACCCACGGCUGGUCAGGAUCCCUGGGCAGUGUUGCUUCAGCGUGGAUUGCCACAAGGGCACCUGGCGGCUCCCAGCGAAGCAUCAGACGCCUCCACCACGACAGCACCUGCCCAGACGUGAGCAGCAGCCUGAAAAUGAGCUGGCCAACGAGCUCGCAGAGGUCAAGUCCAGCGGCUGGGAGAGUGAGCGUGGCUACAAACACCUGCCUGUGUGGAACCAUCUGAAGGAGAAGUGUCCAGUCCAGACCACGGACUGGUCCCAGUGCUCCAGCAGCUGUGGGAUGGGCGUUUCCUCUCGCAUCACCAACAAGAACCCUCAGUGCAAGCUGCAGAGAGAGACGAGACUCUGCACUGUGCGGCCGUGCCGCGGCCCGACGGCCCCCGCCAAGAAGGGGAAGAAGUGCUCCCCGACACAGAAAGCCGCAGAGCCCGUCCGCCUGUCCUACGGAGAAUGUGCGAGCGUCCGCCUCUACCGGCCCAACUACUGCGGCGUGUGUGCGGACGGACGGUGCUGCUCGCCGCGCCGCGCGCGCACUGUGCCCGUGACCUUUGUCUGCCCGGACGGCGAGCGCUUCCAAAGGUCAGCCAUGUUCAUCCAGUCGUGUAAAUGCAGCGACGACUGCGGCCACCUCAACGAAGUGGCCCUCCCCCCACAGCAAUGGAUGUACGGGGACACGCACCAGUUCACAGACUAGUACCGAGGAGGACUUUGUUUUAUUUUUUUUUAUUGUGAUGAGGUCAAUUUUCUUGAUGAAUGAAGACUCUUUAAGACUAGGGGCCGUUUGUUCCCCUCAUCUGGCUCCCAAUGAGUGAAGAGCACAGGUCGCCUCAGUUUAAUUCUCAAUCAUAAAGGACACCUCUUAGUUUUGAUGUUGUGACUGGAGUGGAUCGUACACUUGCCCAGUCCUGUUCAAACAGACAUGGGCCCUAAAUCAGAGCCCUGAGGCGCCCCUGGACUUCCUCCACUAUUGGACUGAAUGCCGGUUCAGAUGUGUUGGAUUCUUUUUUUUCUUUUGAGACAGAGGAGAAACGCUACAAGAGCAACAAAGCACUUUGUUCAGCACUGAAACUUAAGAACCAGAACUAUGACGGCAGUGCACAAUCACUUCCCCUGCAACAAUAGCCUCACAUGCUGGAUGACUCAAUGUCCCAGAAUGCACUGUGACUAUUUACCGACCAGCGAAAUCAUCUUUUGCGGCUUUGUGGAAAGAAUGUGGUGCUUUUGUUAAUGCUAGGAACACUAUCCGAAAUGGAUCGUAGCGUUGAGCUGGACCAAGGCCAAUUAAUUUCUUGUUUGUGCAUUAAAUGCAGCUCAAGAGGAAUGUCUUACAAUAACCUGUAUUUGAGAAUUUAUUUUGGAUCACUUUUCUGUAAAUAUUCUUUAUUUGGAUCCAAGUUUGUUAUUGUCACAAAUAUACACGUCUGUGGAUUAAGACACUGGAGUGCAACUGUUCCACAUUGUUG